Molecule: messenger RNA, 2143 nt
Organism: Blepharisma stoltei
Lineage: Eukaryota; Ciliophora; Heterotrichea; Heterotrichida; Blepharismidae
Source: the annotation of a GenBank genome assembly
AUGGAUGUACCUGUAAAACGCAAAAGAGAAGAAGACGAAGAAGAUAGUGUAGAAGAAGAUAAAAAUUACAGUAAAUAAGCAUUAUUUGAGUAAUUGAUAAAAUUAUGCUACUUCUAAUUAAUUUGAUGCCAAUUAUUAGGAAGAUUGUAAUGCUAAUGUCCUUAUUUUUAGCUGGAAUAUUUCUACAGCCCUUGGCUAUAAGUUACGUUGGUCUCGAGCUCAAUCUAAAUUAGUUAUGAUUAAAAAAAAAUAAAUUUUUUUCUGCUAUAAUAUAGUAAUAAAAUUAAUAAAAAAAUAUUUAAUGAUAAAGUGUGUUAACAGUUAAGAUAUAUUGUAUGAAGAAAAUAAUCUGAUUCUUAGAGAGCUUGCACAUCAAAGAAGGAAAAGGAAAGAGGAAAGUUCUGCCUUUAUAAAAGACGGGACUACAAUAUAUAUAUGGUAUACAAUAGAUUUUACAUUUAUAAUAUAAAAAAUUAAAUUAAAUAAUUUUAUAGUAGAAAAAUUAUUUGAUCAUAAUAUUGUAUUAUUAUAAUAGAAAUGCAAAUAAAAAGGCUUUUCUCUUUUGGGGAUUAAAUAUUUUAAUCAGAAUUUUAUUAUUUUCGUAAAAAAAUAUUUUAUGCUAUUUUAAAUUGAAAUGGUGUGUAUUAUUUAAAUCUUUUUGUGGAUAUAUCAAAAAUAUUCUUCUAUAAACUCAUCAAAAUAAAGUAUAAUUUCUAGGAAACUCUUUUUCCCCAAUAUAUAUGACCGCUCUUGAUUACAUCCAGAAUCCACCAUCUCAUUUGCUUUCCUUCCGACAACUUAUGUAUGAGGACCUCCUUGAAAACCCGCGCUCUCCUAAAACACUUAUUUCUGCUCUUUUGACAACAUUUUGCUACGAAGAAACUUUUAUUGCUCCGCUUCUUAAACAGGGUAUUAAAACUUGUCUUAUCACUGAAAGUUCAAGCCCAGGACGAUUUAAUAUUUCUGAAGGUUUUACUAUACUUUUUACAAUUGAUUUCUUGCCCUAAAUAAUUUAACCUUAAAUUAUUAUCCUAUUAACCAAGUAAAGCAUAUAAUUUCCCCGCGCAAAGAAGUAUCAUGGGGCAAAUUCCAUGCUAAACUUUUUCUAUUAAAAUUCCCAGACAAGCUUCGUGUUGUCGUCUGCAGUGCAAAUUUAGUUCAAUAUGAUUGGGCAAGUAUCGGCCAAGUUGUUUGGUUUCAGGAUUUUCCUGCUGGAUAUUCACGUGAAAAUUCUUUUUUAGCACAAUUACAAAGGUUUCUUGUAAAGGUUAUGCCGAUAUCAUAUGAUAUGAAAGAGCAUCUAGGAAUUGAUCUAUUGGUUUCGCAAUGAAUAAAAGGAUUUUGGCUAAUAAAAAAUAGAGAAUUUAUAUUCAUUAGGAAAGGUAUAGAAAAUUAUGAUUUUUCAAACCCAAAAGUGGAAUUAGUAUGCUCAGUCCCUGGAAGAACUCCUGAUUUAGCCAAUAGUGGGCAAGCAAGGAUGAGGAGACUUAUUAGUCAAACUGGAAAUACUUAUAGUGAUUUAUUGAUACAAUGUUCUAGCUUAGGAAAACUUAACAGAAAAGUUAUGGGAGAAUUCUGCAAAAGUUUUGCCAAUAAUUUACUUGCAAAUUAUGAAAUAAUUUUCCCAAGCCUCAGAACUGUAGAAAAUAGCCAUCUCGGCAAAGGAGGAGGUGGGACAACUUUUAUUAAAGAAGAACACUGUAAUGCAGCUGAAUUUCCAAAAAAAGCUUUAAAUCUCCAUUAUUUAAAAAUAAUUAUUAAAAUAUAUUAAUCAAAGCUAUAUUAAAUCCCUUUUUUAAUACAUAACGGAGUAAGAGAUAUAGCAUCUCCAUUAGAAUUUCCUCAAAUUUGUAAGCAUCUUUCUCACAGUAAAGUUGUAAUUGCCCACAAUAAUUAUGAAAUUGACGACGAUACAAUUUUUUAUUUCGGAAGCCACAAUUUAUCGCCAGCAGCUUGGGGAACAUGAGAAAAAAAUAGCACAAGGAUUUACAUGAUGAAUUACGAAAUGGGAGUCUUAUUCUUACCAAAGCCAGGAAGCAAAGCAAUGAAGAAGGAAAUGGUGAGGAGAUUACCUUUUGCAGUACCGCCACCAAAAUAUCAGGAAAAUGAUGAGCCGUGGCUGAUUGAUAAACAUCUAAACUAG